Aspergillus steynii IBT 23096 is the source of this 543-nucleotide messenger RNA. RefSeq lists its product as uncharacterized. The transcript has a single exon. The annotation marks the transcript as partial. The record is from RefSeq and is a predicted model, not a curated record. Lineage: Eukaryota; Fungi; Ascomycota; Eurotiomycetes; Eurotiales; Aspergillaceae.
CUCCCACCCGGCCUCCCAAGGCACCCUCCCGCGCCAACUGGUCCGCCAGUGGGCCUUUGUCCCGUACCUCGCCCUACCCGCCAGGCACCAUCCACCUCCCUGUAUUCUCCCCAAGCCCCUCCGCGCCAACUGGUCUGGCGGUGGGCCACCCCAGGUCCAUUCGACCAGGCACCAGACCACCCCGGACCGCCCCGUGCCUUUUCGGUCCGGCGCCACCCGCCCCGGACCUUUUGCCCAGGCCCCUUGCCCGCCAGGAGGGGCACCCCCAGCCCGGCGACGCCGCCCCGGGGCCACAUGAGGGUGCGUGGGCAGGGGAGGGUCCCGCGGAAAAAAUCCCGGUUGCCGUCUCCCGCGGCGCCAUCCACAAGUCGCUCCCGCUGGCCAACUGGCCCAGCACCCGGCCAAACCGCGAAACCGCCCGUCCGGCCGGGCGAAUGGGUCCCCUUGCGGCCAACUGGCUCCGGCUUCCGCCAGAGGAGAAGGACCCCAAGACCCUCGGAGGGGAUCUCGGAAGCCAGAAGAAGGAACAGUGGUCUCCGGUAG